UCACACCAUGAACAUGUGAACACGAUUUAUACGGUGUAGUUGUUCGUUACACAAUAUUGGUGAAAUCAAAAUUUCACUGCAAGGAGCUACACUGUCAAAAAACGAGUCAGAAUGGGACGAUUGGGUUAUCGGAAAAACAAUCGAUGGAAGAACUGGUGCUCCUAAUGUAUGUCAAUGUUGUGCCGCCAUUAAAAGGCCAACCUGGCUCCAAAUAAAUAUGACACAAACAUAUUUUGUGACGCGAGUCGUACUUCAAGGUCGUACCGACAAAGCUUUCCAUCAGCUUAGGGAUAUUACAAUGUUUGGUGGUAAUGCUGACAGUCACAUGGUCGAAAUACAGGCCACUGAUAUGUCUAAUACCAUACGAACCUAUGACAUAAGUCCGCCACAGGCUAUGCAACAAAUACGCGUGGUUGGUCAGGGACCAGGUUAUUUGGUCAUAUGUGAAAUAGAGGUUUACAGACAAGAAGAUUGCAUGAUUGGAACCUACGGACCUAAUUGUGAACAAAGAUGUCAUUGUCUGGAUGGGCCUUGUGACACCAUAACUGGUACAUGUGGAGCAGGAUGUCAGGGUGGCUGGAGAGGGGCCGCGUGCAAUAAAUCCUGCGACAACGGAUGGUACGGCCAGGGCUGUCUUACACAAUGUGGUCAAUGUCUGAACAACGCUACCUGUAAUAAGACUUCCGGUGUGUGUCCAGAUGGAUGUGCUGCAGGAUAUAAUGGUUCUCUCUGCAAAAAAAAAUGUGAUGACGGAUUUCAUGGUCUUGGAUGCCAGAACAAGUGUGGUAAUUGUCAGAACAAGGUGCCCUGCAACACGGUUUCUGGCCUCUGCCCUGGGGAAUGUGAAUCCGGAUAUAACGGGACGACGUGCAAAGACGCCUGCGACAAUGGAUGGUACGGUCAGGGCUGUCUUACACAAUGUGGUCAAUGUCUGAACAACGCUACCUGUAAUAAGACUAACGGCAUGUGUCCAGAUGGAUGUGCUGCAGGAUACAAAGGUCUUCUCUGCGUUCAUGAAUGCGAAAACGAACGGUAUGGUCUUGCAUGUGAGCAAAUUUGUGGUAAUUGUAAAAACAAGGUGCCAUGUAACAAACUGUCCGGCGUAUGCCCUGGGGCAUGUGGACCCGGAUAUAACGGGACGAUGUGCAUUAAAGCAUGCGAUGUCGGUUUCUUUGGAGACAAUUGUUCAGCAGCAUGUGGCAAAUGUAAUGGCGUGUGUCAUCAUAUAGACGGCAUAUGUUCACAAGGCUGUGAACAAGGCUUUGCUGGCGAUCUUUGUAUGAAACAACCUACAGAGGAAAAGACGACUAUUGAACUUUCUCAUGGGGAGCUUGUGGGCGUCAUAUGUGCAGCCAUUGUGGCAUGCGUUGUCUGUAGUGUAGUCACGGCAUUAUGCAUGAGACACAGAAGGCGUCAGCAAACAUCUGCAUCGAAUACAUCGGAAUCAUGUCAAGGAACGGCUGUUUCUGCCUACGAUGAAUUGUCGCCAAAAACAAAAGCAACUAGCCACUAUGACACACUGACCAUGACAAUCCCGCCAACGUCUUCUGAAUGCGAACAAAUUCCAAAAGCCUUACAGAAAGUUGAGAAAUACGAACGGUUGCAAUUAAACCAAAAAACAGUUGCUGCCACGUACGAAAAGCUGUCGCCAAAUUUAUCCACUGGGGAACAUUACGAAUGAUGGAAACCUGUUAAUUGUCCGGAAGAGAAAUCACAGUGAAUAAGGAACUUAUCGUAGACCACACGUUCGAUUUGAAAACAAUUGAUUCAAAGAAUCGAGGAAACGACCAAUUUUCAGUUAAACUUAAUGGAUGCCGAUAAAUAUGUUUAUUUCAUAUGAAUAUAUUUGUGUGUGGAAUAUAGUUUCGUAAAACAUACAUUUUGAAUACAUAUAGGAAUAAUGAUGCUUUAAUGAAUUUGGCUGUUUAGUACAUAAUAAAAUGGCUUGCCGGGAGAAAACGCUGGAAAAAUAUUCGUAUAUUUAUGUUUAUAGUUUGGGUCUGUGAAUUUUUUUUUUAUUAACAUUAUCUAAAAUCAGACACCUUCUAUAAACAUAAACUGUAAACUUCGACGCUUCAAGAAAAAAAGCUAAUAUAUACCGCUGAAGUUAAUCUUUGUAUAUAUUUAAAGAUACUAUCUACUUAACUGUGGCCCCACAAAGGCAAAUUAUUAAAAUAUGUUGAAUUUGACAAAACUACUAAUGACAUAAAAGAACAGACACACCUCUCUUUAAACAAUAAAUAAUUAGUUGAUACAUUCAGACACAGUAACAGUCGUUCUAUAAAAUGACAACUGUGUAUUUGACCUUUUCAAUUUUAACAUUUUAACGUCAUUAUGGUGAGAUUUAUAUAUUAUCCAUAUAUGGGAUGUGGUUAUUUAUCAGACAUGAUAGCACAGUUAGCUAAGGCGAUGUCAAUUGUCAUUUCUUUGUACGGUUCAUAAGUCAGGAGUUUGAUGCCCACUGAGUAUUUUACUUUUUCUGACUAUUUGCUGAUUUGUUUAUAUCGAUUUGUCAUAUGGUGUUUUACAAUAUUGUAUUAAAUUAAUGAAACAAUAUGUCAA
This is a messenger RNA of Dreissena polymorpha, 2562 nucleotides long. RefSeq names its product multiple epidermal growth factor-like domains protein 11. Gene Ontology annotation, molecular function: scavenger receptor activity. Lineage: Eukaryota; Metazoa; Mollusca; Bivalvia; Myida; Dreissenidae. The record is from RefSeq and is a predicted model, not a curated record. The transcript has 14 exons. The coding region runs from base 218 to 1681 and encodes 487 amino acids.